GCUGACUGUUGUAAAGUGCACAUCAACAACAUUAAACCAACAACUGAAGAAAGAAUGGUUAGGCCACUUAACAGGGAGCAUGUAGAAAAGCUAAGAGAAGGCUUCCUUGUGAAUGGCAAGCACUUCAAAAUCCUGGCAGCCAUCUUCAUCUCUGGCAGCAUGGACAAAGCUGAGGUUCCUGGCGGAGUGACCCUGGAAGUUCUUGGAGGGAACCAUUCCAGAGAAGCAUUGGCAUCACUGUACAGCAGUUGUCUUGUAGACCCAUUAGUUCUCGUGACAGUGUACAAGAACAGUCUGAGUACAACAGAAUGUUUAAGUGAUGCAUAUCAACAAAAUAAAGAGGAUGAAUUGUCAUUGUCAAUGAAUUUUAUUGACAAAUGCAUAAUUCUACGAAAGAUAAAGAAAAGAAAUAAGCAGUGGUCACCAGAAGCUAGUGCAAUAUUUGGAUAUAAGUCAAAUGCUGAGGCAAGAGCUAAACUAAGGACUAUGGCUGCCGUGGCUGACCUCGAUGAGGUAAUGUGGGCAUGAAUAGAGGCACUUGCCAGCCAGUGGACAGACAAGAAGCCGAUGAAGCAGACUGCCUUCACAAACUUCGUUACCUUGGAUGACAACAAUAAGGGGAGGUUGCUGACGGUAUGGGAGGAAUUAAGAGUCAAAAGUUAUCAGAAAGAGCUGAACAGACUCACGGCAAGAAAGAUGAAAGCUGCAGUAACACCAAACACACAAGAUGAGAAAACGGGCAAUACUGACAAUGAGAAUGAUGAUUGCAAUACAGCUACAAAUGGUUCAGAUGAACGUACGCACAGCUUAACUCAAGAGGAGUUUGACAGAUUGAAGGAAGAGAACAAGAAUAAAGAUAUCAUGGUGAGAAAGUUGCAAGAAGAAAAUCAGCAAUUAAAGAUUGACAAUGAGGAUCACCUUAAAACAAUAGAAAAACUAAGAGAUGAAGUAAAAAAGUAUGCAGUAAUGGCCGCUAAUCAUAAGGCUCACUCUGGUGAGAACGAAAGUCAGCAGAAAAAAUCCAGUAGGACUGCUAAGCGACCACUUGCGAAUGAAAGGGAGCCCUUGGUGGAUGAAAGUGAGCAACCAAGCAAGAAAGUAAAGUUCUCUGUUGGUGAAAAAGUUUGGGCAUUGUAUAAGGAUGGACAUUCCUACAAGGCCAGGAUUAUAAGGAUUAACAAAAAUUCCUACAGAGUGAAGUAUAUUCAAGAUGGAGUGGUCCAUAAUGUGGAUGGUGAAGGACUCGUUACUUAUGGUUGAAUUACCUGAAUUACCAGAAAUUUUCAUCUUAUGAACACAAUAGAGAUGUUAGAUCUUAAUCAAACUUGCACUUGUAUCAAUCCUUACGAGAACCAGUCAAAUUCCAUAUUACAAAAUCCUAUGAACUGAUUUUAUGUCAAAUUAACUCCCUCUGUUUCAAAUUAAAA
Mercenaria mercenaria is the source of this 1427-nucleotide messenger RNA. RefSeq lists its product as uncharacterized. Lineage: Eukaryota; Metazoa; Mollusca; Bivalvia; Venerida; Veneridae. The transcript has 10 exons. The record is from RefSeq and is a predicted model, not a curated record. The coding region runs from base 568 to 1260 and encodes 230 amino acids.